CCCCGCGAAGCGCACUCCGAAAUAUAGCCGCGCAGUGAUCAUCGUUCGAGUGCGCGCCAAAUUUAAAAUCCGUGAAAAAAAUAUGAAUUAAGUGCGGAUGUUUGUGAGGAAAUAGCUUAAAGGAAAGUUAAAGCAAAAACUGAUCAAUAGCCAUGGAGACGUUCUGCACGACCUCAAGGCAUCCGAAGUAUCGUCCGUCCCUUAACUCCAGCAGCUACUACCAGGCCUCGACCUACGGCAGGAACUACAGACAGAGCGAUUAUAGUUUUGCCAAUUCCACCAGGAAUUCUGCGUUGUUAUGGCACGAGAGAGCUCACCUCAACGCCAAAAAAUCCAGAGGAAAGAUCUGUUCCAUAGCAUUAGCCACAGCGGCUUUCCUAGUUUUAGUCACAGUUCUAGCCAUAGCCGGUCUAGCGUUAUACAUGGGAGCCUUCCGCAACGAACCGACUAAUGCAUCAGUAUCGUUUAGUUGUAGUGCAAAGGUAUCAAAGGGCGAUCGCUUUGUAACAGGUCUUCAGGACAAAGCUCGAAAGUAUAGGCAACAAUUGGAAUUCCUCUACCAAAGGUCCACGCUUGGUCCUGCUCUGGUAUCCUGCACCAUCGAAAGGUUCGGCAACGAUAGCCAAACAAUCUUCUUUAAAAUCACGCUGAAUAGAAUGAAGAUUCCUAGGCAUUUCACGAACGUUGAGAAGGCCCUUAAAGAUAUUUUAUUAUCCGAUGCCGUUUCGCGGAAGCCAAUCUUUCGAACAGUUCGAUUCGAUCCUAGGAGUAUCAAUAUUAGGCAGUCGGCUGAAAGCGAAGCGUACCAAAGAGUCAUAACUAAGCCCAAAGAGCUACCAAAAGUACGACCACCAGUUGUAUUACAUAAACCUACUGCAAAACCCAACCUGACUGUAACUGCUGAUCUUCCUGUUAAGAAGAGACCAAUUGUUGAAGAGAUUGAUAUAAAGGAAGACAAUUUACCGGUGAUCCAAGGCUCUUUCAAAAUCAGCAAAACCGAAGCAGAUAUCACCGAAAAGAAAUCUAUUCCAACUACUUUUGAAACCACUCACAAACCAAAGACUACCAGCUCACAAAAAGUUCCAACCCUUAAAGAAACUGCGGUAACUAGUGCACCGUUUAAGUUAGCGACUGCUGAAAAAUCUCCCAAACCUUCAUCAACAACAACUACUACUACCGCUACCACCACCUCAACAGCAAAAACAAUAACUUCUACUACUAGUACAACCACUACAACGGAAAAGACCACUACAACUGAAAGAACAACAACAGUUCCGGAAUUCAAAUAUCUUUCAACGAAUUUGCCAUCAAAUAAAUUUAUCUUUUCUAUUAGUCCUGACGUAUAUAAUCAAGAGCCUUGGGUGCCGAUUUACGAAAACAAAGAAGCUUCGGAAACGCCGCAGACUUUCAACCGUCCAAUUUAUACGAGUUUCACGAAUCCUGGAUUAUCAUUCAAUCCGGUGGAAACUGAGAAGCUGGGUUCCACGAAUCUGCAAGGUCACCCAAUACCCGUGAAUAAAAUACCUACAAUCACAGAACCGUUUUUCUUCGAAACAACCACUGAUCUAGCACAAGAACGCAACGAAGACAUGGAUUUGUACGACCUUAAAACAUCAGAUAGUAAUUUUGACGAGGGUUUCGUUGAGGUUGAAACGCUAAAGUACGUUCCAGGUUCUGCGAAUACCACGACCAUCGAUACAGACGAGAAAUCUAAUUGGGAAAUAGUGAAUAGCACCACACCGAAUAGUUCUGAUGCUUACAAAUUGAAGCAGACGGCUAUUUUGAAAAACAUAUCUUCUAUAUUUCAUAGUCUAGUGUCUACUUUAAGCUUAACAACUAAACCAACUGUGGAGGAAAAAGAACCUGAUCGCGUAGGACAAGUAGAAGUCGUCGAUGUUGAUGAUCUUUCUCUAAUUAUGCAAACGACAAAGUUGCCUUUGGUAACUUUACUUCCGGUGAAAUCGAAUUCUGGAGUUGGUAGACCAGUAAGGCCAAGACCCAAAAAUGAGAACAAAACACUGAUUGAAAACAGAAGUUUUUCGAAUGAUCCACCAAAGGUCAAUUUAAACGCCUUCAUCGAAACUCCGAUCUUUACAGAAGUUGUCACCUCGGUCAGCUCAGAAUCGAGCAAAGUGAAAUUGAAUAAAACUCAACUUGCUGAGUUCAAAGUUGGUAGCGAUUUAAACUUUGCUACUGAAGUUGAGCAGGAAACAACAACAGAAGAAUAUAGUUUUGAGGAUGAUGUAGCUAUACUAAGUAUAAAUUCAUCCGGCGCAAUCGAAUCAGAAGUAGAAGGAGUGCAUUACAUAACACCAGAGAAAUUAAAAAAAUUGUCGGAGAUCAGCAAGUUGAGCAACAACCAUACUCUACCAGAUGAUGGUGUUAUAUCGACAAAAGCAAUCUCAUCUAGUUACACAAUCAACCAUUCUGGAUUUAAUUUAUUGACGAAGACGUUUAACAAAAUUCCGAAUUCCGUCAAGGAGGAAGAAAAGAAAGCAUCAACUGGUUAUAAUAGCUUUCACCUAAGCCUCAGUAACAGAUCAGAAUGCAGCAAUUUUACUUACAAAUGCGAUGAUGGACAAUGCUUACCCGUCACGGCCAGAUGCAACCAGUUGGUUGAUUGUAAUGACGGAUCUGAUGAGAAAAACUGCAAUUGUGCCGAUUAUUUACGUUCUCAAUUUCUCUUGAGGAAAAUUUGCGACGGAAUCGUCGAUUGUUGGGAUUAUUCCGAUGAAAAUCAAUGCGAAUGGUGUUUGCCAAAUCAAUACGUCUGCGGAAACUCGAAAGUUUGCAUAAAUAGGACAAGUAUAUGUGACGGUAUUAGGGAUUGUCCGCAUGGCGAUGAUGAAAGACAAUGCGUCACAGUGGCGCCAAGCUUAAAUGCAGCUGAUGAAUUUCCUUACCAUUCAGAAGGAUAUUUGAUGGUCAGGAAGCAUGGGCAAUGGGGAAAAUGGUGCGUCGAUAAUUUUCAAAAUGUUGUGGCUAAAUCCCAAACGGCUUGGGAAAUCAGAGAUUUAGGACAAGCGGUUUGCAAAGCUAUGACUUAUCAAUCGUUGGAUAAUGUAAAAAUUUUGAAGGAAAAUAAGUCAAAAGCUAUCUACAGAAAUUCAAAGUACUACGAAUUAUCCUACACGUUUCAAAACGAAACCAAAUCGAGUUUAACCUUUGAAAGCACUGGUUGUAAAUCUGGUGAAGUGGUUAAAGUCAAAUGUCAAUCUUUACAAUGCGGAGCUCGACCUCAAGCAGCUAAACAAGCAGCUAGACGAUUUUACAGGAUUGUUGGUGGUGGUAACGCAGGAUUAGGAGCUUGGCCCUGGCAAGCAGCUCUUUAUAAAGAAGGCGAAUUCAAAUGUGGCGCGACCCUAAUUUCUGACAAGUGGUUAUUAUCUGCUGGUCAUUGUUUCUACCAAUCGCUUGAUGAACAUUGGGUGGCACGUUUAGGAGCUUUAAGAAGAGGAACUGCACUGCCAUCUCCAUAUGAACAACUCAGACCUAUAAUUCAGAUUAUCUUACAUCCGGAUUACGUGGACGCCGGUUUCAUAAAUGAUAUAUCUUUAUUGAAGAUGGAAGUCGGUGUUAUAUUCAGCGACUACGUGAGACCAAUUUGCCUACCAUCUGCAGAAUCCCCUCCGAAUGAUGGCAGAAUGUGUACUGUUAUCGGAUGGGGACAACUUUUCGAAAUUGGAAAAAUAUUUCCUGAUACACUCCAGGAAGUGCAAGUUCCGGUGAUAUCAACGGAAAAGUGCAGAGAAAGGACUUUGUUCAUGCCUCUCUUCAGUUUGACCGAAGACAUGUUCUGUGCGGGAUACGAUAGAGGUGGAAGAGACGCCUGUCUAGGAGAUUCGGGAGGGCCAUUGAUGUGUCCAGAAUCUGAUGGCAGAUGGGUUUUACAUGGGAUCACUAGCAACGGCUACGGAUGCGCAAGACCCUACCAUCCAGGAGUCUACACGAAGGUAUCGAACUAUAUCAGCUGGAUCGACUCUCAUCUAUCAGGAGCCUACAAUUCCAAUGGUACUGUAAUAAAAAGCGCCUGCUCAGGACAUCGCUGUCCUCUCGGAGAAUGCUUAUCGAAAAGCAGGUUGUGCAACGGAUUCAUCGAGUGCAGUGAUGGUAGUGAUGAGGUCGGUUGCUUAGAUAACUGAAGAACAGUACAAAACUAAAGACACAAGGCUUCGUCCAGAUAGUAGACCCUUGCGAUAUUUUUUCUGUGCAUAUUUUGAAUGUAAGAUGUUUUGAGUCAUCAAUGAUGUUCAUGACUCUAAAGAUCGAAAGUGACAAAUUCUGUAUUUAUCCCAGGGUCUAGGACAGUAGUGUAGUCCCAAUUAUAGGUUCUAGGGUUAAUUUUAUCUAUUCAUGCAUUUUCAUGCAUAAACCUGAACUGCAGUGUCUUAUAACAAUUAACGCUACGCUACUGGUCUAGGAUAUUUAUUUAAACGAGUGAUAUAUUUU
Molecule: messenger RNA, 4449 nt
Organism: Nicrophorus vespilloides
Lineage: Eukaryota; Metazoa; Arthropoda; Insecta; Coleoptera; Silphidae
Product: serine protease nudel-like
Exons: 8
Coding region: 153-4142 (1329 amino acids)
Biological process (GO): proteolysis; acrosome reaction
Molecular function (GO): protein binding; serine-type endopeptidase activity
Source: RefSeq, a predicted model, not a curated record